AUGGGAAGUGCUUUUGGAUCAAUUUUUGGUAGAAAACGUUAUCGAAUAUUAAUGCUCGGACUUGAUAAUGCAGGAAAAACAUCAAUUCUUUCUCGUCUUCAUCUAAACGAAAUGCGUUCAACAGUGCCAACGAUUGGAUUUACUGUUGAAUCAGUUACUUUAGAUCAUGUUCAAUUUACUGUCUGGGAUGUUGGAGGGCAAGAUAAAAUCCGUCCAUUAUGGCGUCACUAUUAUACUGGAUCUCAAGGUCUCAUAUUUGUUGUUGACUCAUCUGAUUAUGAACGACUCGAUGAAGCACGCCGCGAAUUAGAAAGAGUCUUAAUUGAUCGUGAAAUGCGGAACGUCAGCGUACUUGUACUAUGCAACAAACAAGAUAUGCCGAAUAGUAUACAACCAGAUGAAAUUCGACAAGCAUUACAUUUAGACAAUUUAACUCGUCCAUAUGCCAUAGUGCCUUGUUCAGCGCUGAAUGGAACUGGUUUAGACGAAGGUCUUAAAUGGUUAUCUAAACAUUGUAAAUAA
This is a messenger RNA of Rotaria socialis, 522 nucleotides long. NCBI's taxonomy places the organism in Eukaryota, Metazoa, Rotifera, Eurotatoria, Philodinida, Philodinidae. The record is from the annotation of a GenBank genome assembly.